Gasterosteus aculeatus aculeatus (three-spined stickleback) is the source of this 3498-nucleotide messenger RNA. Its product is annotated as regulator of G-protein signaling 9. Gene Ontology annotation, molecular function: GTPase activator activity. The record is from RefSeq and is a predicted model, not a curated record. Gene Ontology annotation, cellular component: cytoplasm; neuron projection; plasma membrane. NCBI's taxonomy places the organism in Eukaryota, Metazoa, Chordata, Actinopteri, Perciformes, Gasterosteidae. Gene Ontology annotation, biological process: regulation of G protein-coupled receptor signaling pathway; positive regulation of GTPase activity; G protein-coupled receptor signaling pathway.
UAAUCAUCCUAAAUUUGAAUAAUGGCCUUUGGGACUUUUUCUCAAUCUAACGUAACUGAAACGCUCAUUUCAGUGACAUCACAAUUACAAUUUCCCAGCCUCCGAGCGGCAGGUUGUGCGCGUCACUUGAAGGCAGCACCAAUGACUAUUAUUGCCUUUUCCUUCCAACAUCCCCACACGACACAGUACUCAAGGCGACGGUGUUAUUCUGUGUGUGUCUGAGAGGGACUCAUCAUUAGACAUGACCAUUAGAAACACUCUCCGCGAUCAUGGGCAGAGGUAUCGACCACGCAUGGCUUGUCUCAGGAAGGCGGAGAAGGUGCUGCUGGAGAUGCAGGACCCAAAAACCGGAGUCAGGUCGCAGCCUCAGAGGCUGGUUAUAACAACAAUACCACACGCUAUUACUGGCGAAGACAUUAUUGCGUGGUUGGAGGACAGAUUCCAACUGGACGCACAAGAGGCGAGGAGUUUGGGCUGUAUGCUGGUGGCGUUGGGAUACAUCUACCCGCUGCAAGACCACAAACGCCUGGUGAUCAAACCGGACGCUUCCCUCUACCGCUGCCAGACUCCGUACUUCUGGCCCACGCAGCAGUGGCCUGUUGAGGAUACUGAUUACGCAAUCUACCUGGCGAAGAGAAACAUACGCAAGAAAGGACUCCUUGAGCUGCACGAGCAGGAGCACUACAACCGUCUUCACAAGUGGAUGAACCACAAAUGGGAUUUCAUAGUGAUGCAAGCGAAAGAACAGUACAGGGCCGCGAAGGAGAGGAAGAAGCCGGACCGCGUGGUGUUUGACUGCCAGGAGAGAGCCUACUGGGUGGUUCACAGACCUCCGCCGGGGACAGUGAGCGCCAUGGACUAUGGACUGGAUCGGCUGGUAGAUCCAAACGCAGACGAGGGCAAAACACCCGACUUCUAUGAGAGAAUUAUGAUCUUUACCCAGCAGGCCAUCAUGAGGCCCAGAGUGAAGUCAUCGGUGUCCAUUAGCGCGUUGGUGAAGCACUGCUCCACCUAUAAAAGCCACGACCCUUUCCUCGCCAAGUGUCUCCCCAGCAACCCCUGGGUCACCGACGACGUCACGUACUGGACCUUGAACAUGCCCAAUGUUGAAAUACCGACUAAAAUGCGCGUGGAGAGGUGGACUUUCAGCUUCAAAGAGCUGCUCUCGGACCCUCGAGGACGAGAUGAUUUCAGACUCUUCCUGAAGAAAGAAUUCAGCGGUGAGAACUUGGCAUUCUGGGAGGGUUGUGAAGAUCUGAAGUGGGGCCAAGCUUCGACGAUGAGAGAGAAAGCAGAGCAUAUCUACAAGACAUUUCUGGCGCGCGGCGCACCGCGGUGGAUCAACAUCGACGGAAAGACGAUGGAAAUCACCGUGAAGGGCCUGAAACACCCACACAGAUACGUCCUGGACCCAGCCCAAACCCACAUCUACAUGCUCAUGAAGAAGGACUCGUACGGACGGUACCAGAAAUCUCCGGUGUUUAAGGAAACGGUGAAGAAGGCCAUCUGUCCUGAGGAGCACCAAUUCAGUGAGACCCAGUUGGGGCACAAUGCCAAGAAGCGACGGCCCAGUCUCAGCCCGAUCAUCCUCCGGCAGCUGGAGCAGGAGCAGAAGGCCAAGAUGGCCGCCAAUGUUGACAUCACGCAGCUGUGCCGCUUCACCACCCCCGUCUCCCACCUGGCCGUCUACUCUGGCCUCACCGACUUCCCCACCGCCGACGCCUCACCCCCUCUCCCCUUCCCGCCCCACACGCCUUCUUGUCCGUCCCCCAUCAGCGUGGCGUUGGAGAGCACCUCGGCCUCCGAGCGGCGGGCGGAGGCCGGUGAAGGGGAAGGCGAGGGGCCCCCCGGGGCCCAGGCGCCGGCCGCCGGAAACGCGACCACGUCUCGCGUGGCUCUGUCCCUUCGCCGCCUGCUGAAGCGCGGCUGCGCCUCGGCCUCCAUGUUCGCCAGCUGGUCGCCCAAAUGCCACUCAGCCACCGGGACGGGCGGCCGCAUUCAGCCGAUCGGCCCCGAUCGACCCGGUCAGGCUCCGCCCAGGCGGAUUGGCAAUUUUUUCCAGAUUAAAGUGGAUAUUCCCCCAGAGUGCCGAAUCUACCCCAUAGAGUCCGAGGACGAGGACGAGGACAGCAGGGCCGUCUCUCGUGGAGGGGAGGGCGCCAAAGAGAUCAUCUGUCCCUGGGAGAGUCUCACUCCACAGAACGGGGCGGGCUAAUCGGCCGCAUUGGCACAGGUAUUCAAAUAUAUAUAUAUAUAUAUUUGUAACGGAGCAAACGGUUCUCACACAGACAUAAAAGGGGUAAAAUCUCUGUGUAAAUAUGGCUCACAUUUUCACCACAACCGACGACACAAAUGGCACGAAACGCACACUCGGGGACACUGACUGUUUGGACUGAGCAUUGGCUUCCAGCGUCCAAGUUUUAACUCCUUAAAGGAAACCUAAAGUGUGUUUAGAGCAUCAAAAAUGUCGGCCUGAUCGUCCCCAACCACGUGUCCGUUGCAGCUCUAUUCCUUUCUACGUGGCGCGUGCUGGAAAAAUAAGAAUCCCCCCUGUGAGCGAUUAUGUAACGCGGACGACGCAACAUUUUGCAGCAGUGUUUGCUCACAACUUAACUGUAUAUUUUUGCACAUUUACACCAAACCUGCUCCGUGCCAGCCAUGUGAUUGCUAGUCGUAACACGUGUUUUUGAACCAAGCGCUCCUUCUCACUGCAGCCUUACCGACGUAAACCCUCGCUGAUGUGAGCGCCAGCUGAAACAGAUGUUUAGGUUGGAUGUUUACUUGUGCUAGGACAAGAGGAGUCUACAGACAUAAGAGAGAGCUUUUGAAACUUCCUCAUUCUGUAUCCCAGUAGCCCGAUAGCAGCCUUACCCACCUUAACACUACUAAAAUAUUUUUGUAAUUGCCAAAAAAGAAAAAAGUUAAUACACACGUUUACGUCCUAGAGUGAGUAAACAAAGCAGACACGCGUGUGUUUGUACUGUGCACAUACCUGCCAAAACUGUAAUGUGUUUGUAUGUAUUUAAUAAAGAGUUCUUGUGUUGCUAAAUAGACUUAGAGGCCUGAUUGGUAAUAUGUUUACCUCCUACAUCACGUGGAGAAAAUGACCGAAUAGAUGCAGUUCAGGUAAAGUGAGAGCACAUGAACAGCUUGUCUGCAUGUUACUUUUGUGCUGAUUUGCUCCCGACAGACUUGACAAAUUAAGAGUUAAGUUGUAGUAAGUGAUAAGUAAUUAAGUUGUUAGUAACGGAGAGUGGGGUGUUUUCUUUCUUGUUUACCUGCACUGCUGUUUUGUAGCUGUCUGUGCACGGUGUACUACUCUGAUCCAGGGGUUGAUAUUUACUUCUCACGGUACAAUGUGAAUUAACUGUCAGAAUGUAUUCUCUUUACCAUGUUUACAGAUGCAAGAAUGUGAAAAAUACUUUUAAAUCUGUUGUAAUUGAUUUGUAUAAUCCAUGGCUUUUGUCAAGUGACUAAAUAAAUGACUUAAGAACCCAA